Molecule: messenger RNA, 211 nt
Organism: Candidula unifasciata
Lineage: Eukaryota; Metazoa; Mollusca; Gastropoda; Stylommatophora; Geomitridae
Source: the annotation of a GenBank genome assembly
GCAAAGCGAUGAACAAACAAUGCGGAUUAAACAGCUAGAGAACAAGCUUAUGCCUACCCACACAGACAAGGAAAACAAAAGGCUCACUUCUAGCGACAAGAAUCUUUCUCCGUGUCCGAAUCCUGGAUACGGCAACGCAGAGACAGCAUAUGAAAUCCUCUUAUGGAUGGCACCAGCGGGAAGAAUGUUGACAGUGUGGCCACCAAACUGA